Osmerus eperlanus (European smelt) is the source of this 3305-nucleotide messenger RNA. RefSeq names its product potassium channel, subfamily K, member 13a (gene kcnk13a). Gene Ontology annotation, cellular component: plasma membrane. Gene Ontology annotation, molecular function: outward rectifier potassium channel activity; potassium ion leak channel activity. Bases 878 to 2128 code for a protein of 416 amino acids. The record is from RefSeq and is a predicted model, not a curated record. Gene Ontology annotation, biological process: potassium ion transmembrane transport; stabilization of membrane potential. NCBI's taxonomy places the organism in Eukaryota, Metazoa, Chordata, Actinopteri, Osmeriformes, Osmeridae. The transcript is spliced from 4 exons.
ACCGCAGCUGUUAGUUCAUCAUUUUGCUCCCCUGGACAGCCAGGGCUCGUGGGCUCCACCACUGCGCUGCACAGAGCAGCUUACUUUCCAUUCCCGUCGAGCGCUUCCCAUCUCUCCGAUCUCCAGCUGUCCCUUGCCUCUCCUCGCGCUGUCGGUCCUCCAUGUGUGUAGUGAGGGAUAUCUAAAUCCCGUGGAGUAUGGAUUUUGUUCGCAGGAGUGUUUUGAAGCUGUGGCAUGACAUAUUUCUACUUAGUUGAUGCUGACUACCAGAGGAGAGCUACUGGAUACUGCAAGACAAUUCUGACGCCACCUGUAUCGGACGCCGAAUGGGUGCUUUUGGAGAGCUUUCUUGGGAGUCGAAAAUUGUGUAUUCUUUUUAACGAUACUAGAAUAGCCUCCAUACUUGGAUGAAGCACAUGAACGGCAGUUUAGAGUGCAAUUGUAUCCAAUGAGGAAUUAUAUUGUAUUACAAACUUUAAAAACCUUUCUAAUCAAAGACAAAGCAUGUAACCACAUAUAAAUUAUCUUUUUAAAUGACAGAAGGCGUUGGAAAUUUUUUCCCUAGGGGUAGGCUAAGUCUAUGCGUUAUGGAGCAUCGAUGACGUAGAAAUGAACAAGGGGAACUAAAGAGUGAACACAGAGAAACAUCUUGUGCGCUACAACUUGUAGCCCUAAUGUAGGAGAUAUUAUUUUCCAGUCACGCAGCCUUCUGUGGUUGAUUCUGAUACCAGCACCUCCGCAUGAUUUCUAUUUCAGACUCUUGUGUGAGUUUUAAAGGUUUUUCUACUUAUGUGAAACUGAUAGGCUUUCAUGUUGCACCUGGGAGAAUGGGGAGGUUAUCUCUCUCUGGGUCCUGUCCGUUCUGCGCGCCGUCCUAAUGCCUUGCAGGAACGGCUGCUGCUGCGGCCUGGGCGCGUUGAACGAAGACAACGCGCGGUUCCUGAUGUUGGCGCUCCUCAUAGUUCUCUACCUGCUUUGCGGUGCAGCGGUGUUUUCAGCGCUGGAGCACCCAAAGGAGCGACAGGCGAAGGAACGAUGGUCUCAGCGCUUCGAGAGCUUUACCCAGAGACACAACCUCAGCCGGGAGGACUUGGAGACAUUUCUUCGGUUCUAUGAAGAGGCGAACGUCGCCGGGAUCCGCGUGGACAUUCUCAGACCUCGCUGGGAUUUCACCGGCGCAUUCUAUUUCGUUGGAACUGUGGUUUCAACCAUAGGGUUUGGGAUGACCACUCCGGCCACGGUAGGCGGGAAGAUAUUCCUUAUCUUCUACGGCCUGAUUGGUUGUGCUUCCACCAUCCUCUUCUUCAACCUCUUCCUGGAGCGCAUCAUCACCGUGCUUGCCUUUGUCCUCAAAUCCUGUCAUGAGCUACGGCACCACCGCCAGGCUGUAGUACUACAUCCAGGCCAUCAGGGGGUGCCGCUGAGAGAUGAAAGAGACAGCCUGGCAGGAUGGAAACCGUCGGUCUACUAUGUGAUGCUGAUACUCUGCAUGGCAGCCAUCUUGAUUUCGUGCUGCGCUUCAGCCAUGUACUCUGCAAUAGAGGGUUGGGCCUAUCUGGACUCUCUGUACUUUUGCUUCGUUACAUUCAGCACCAUCGGGUUUGGGGACAUGGUGAGCAGCCAGCGGGCUGCAUAUGGGGAGAACCAGGCGGCUUACCGCUUUGCCAACUUUCUCUUCCUGCUGAUGGGGGUGUGCUGCAUUUACUCUCUCUUCAAUGUCAUCUCCAUCGUCAUCAAACAGACCCUGAACUGGCUGCUGAGGAGGAUGGACCUGGUGUGUAGGGGCUGCUGUCCCGCUGGCAAGAGAUUCCGACCACGUCGUAAUGCAGUUAUGCCGGCUGGUGCUGCCCAUCUGCGGGCCAGGCGUAACAUCUCCAUAGAAACCGAUGCCGUGAACGAGAGCGAGACAGAUGGAGGGAGGAGAAUGUCCGGAGAGAUGAUCUCGAUGAAGGACUUCCUUGCAGUCAACAAGGUUAACCUGGCACUAAUGCAGAAGCAGUUGUCAGAAGCAGCCAAUGGGAAUGCUCGACCGUCUGGCUCCACCAAUAGAGAAAAUGGCUUUUCUGGUGGGGUGGGGGCUCUGGGGAUCAUGAACAACCGUUUGGCAGAGACCAGCGUGGAUAGAUAGACUCUACCAUACAACCACAAGCUACUGACACAUCUCUCCACAGACCAGACUUCAGACAGAUACACCUGUUUAAGGGAUGUGUUAGUACUUAGUAGACAGGAGUCUCUUGUGUGUUUCAGGUCUCCUUUCUAUUUCUUUCUUUGUAUCUCGUAAACCAUAAAUAUUAUUUGUAAAAAUAAAUAAAACAUUUCAUAAACUACUUUUAGAUAUUAUGGGAAACAGCAAAUUAUAUGAAACAAUUUGUUUGUAAAGAGUAAAGAGACCUGAGUUCAAGUUAAUUUGAAUGGACUCUUAUCUGGAGGGUAAUACAUAUGUACAGAUGGGGAUGUUAAACCCGAGACUGCACACACACGCACACAAAUCUGCUCACUCAACACACACACACACACACACGUUUACAAACAGAGAAAACACAAAAAAAAUAUGUCUAACAUAUAAACAAAAAUCCAUGAGGUUGGCAUUCAGUCAUGGGUAGCAAUAGAAAUUGAAUACAUUUAUAUUCAAGUCACUUUUGUCUCAGAUGUGAUCCUCUUAAGAAUCACUAUUCAAAAGAUUGAGAGAGCUUGUUUGAAGGUGGAACUGUCUAUACCUGUUGUUAUGAAUUGCUAAUCUUCUGCUUCAAAUUAGCCAGGUGUUCUGAGUCUGUGUACACAAGUGUAUUUUUAUAUGUGUGUGCGUGUGUUGUUAAGGGCCUGGUAGAAGAGGGGGAAGACUUGUGUGUGUCUGUGUGUGUGUGUGUGUGGGGGGGGGGGGGGGUGGCAGGAGGAGUCACCACAGUCCUGAAUAAUAGAUAACAGAGAACAUAAAACACAUUUUUUCUCUUUUAUUCUCUCUCCUCUCCUCCCAUCUCCCACCCCUUGCCUCAUUCCAUCUCUCCUGGGCCUGGAGACGAUGUUAGAAUGUGUACCUGUGAGGAUUUGUAUGUGAAAUCAGGAGGUACCACUGAGAGCAGAGGCAGGAGAAGUAAAUGACAAGUGAACGGAGCCCUUAUAUUCCAGUCUUCCCAUCUCUGUUCCCAUUGCUCCUGACGUCCUGAGGCUGUCCUACUUAUCAACAUGAUGCAAGAGAUCAACUUGUACUGUGCUGAGAUUAUCUGAAUGACAGCAAUAUUGUAAAAUGAUUUUACAACGGUCUGAGAGUCUUCUCAGAAAAUAAAGGAAUAUAUUUGCAUUCACAA